Molecule: messenger RNA, 856 nt
Organism: Lingula anatina
Lineage: Eukaryota; Metazoa; Brachiopoda; Lingulata; Lingulida; Lingulidae
Product: tRNA 2'-phosphotransferase 1
Biological process (GO): tRNA splicing, via endonucleolytic cleavage and ligation
Molecular function (GO): tRNA 2'-phosphotransferase activity
Source: RefSeq, a predicted model, not a curated record
CCAAACAUGGACUUAGUACGAUGAAUAGGAACCAUGUUCAUUUUGCACCAGGUAUGCGAAAAAGUUGUCAAGUCCUCAUCUACAUGAAUUUACAAAAGGCAUUAGAAGAUGGUCUGCAGUUCUUUUUAUCAGACAAUAAUGUUAUCCUUAGCCCUGGCAACUGUGAUGGAAUUAUCUCACCAAAAUAUUUCUCCAAAGUUAUGAAUCGGGAGACUGGGCAGUCACUAGAUUUACUUACUAACAGUUGACAAAUGAAAUUGUGGAAGAUUGUUGACCAGUUGGCAGCUGUUUUGGUUACUGCUCAGGCCCAUAGCCAGCAAUUUCAAAAGGGUGGUCUUUUUCUGCAAAAGUGGACAUUUUAAUGAAACCAUCGUGCACCUAGAUAAGAUUUUAACUAGAGGGGACAUUUUCCUGGAAAAAGGGGGUUCUUUCCUGACCCCCCCUUCCUGGCUAGAGGCCUGCUGCUUCAGGGGUUUCAUCAGAAGUGAAAGACAAUCAUAACGCAAAUGCAAAAGGCCUGUUGGAAUGACAAGUUAUUUCCAUUGUUUCUUGUUUUGAAACCUUUUGUCAUAAAAUUAACACCAAGAUUGACUUCAAAUAAUGCUAGUGAUAAUUUGUUGACUAUGUUUCUGUUAAUGGCUUUCCAAAGGGAUCUGUGCUGUUACAGCAUUACUGAUGUGCAUUCAUUGGCACCAAUGAUAGAGGAAACCUGCUUGAAGUGUUUCUUUUAAGUAUUCUUGUAUUAAAAUCCAAGAGCCCCCAGUGAAGAGUAUGAACAUGUAUUUUAAGCAUCCUCUUAUUGCAUAACAUGUGAAAGUAAACUUAAUAUGUUUUAUUAAUCUGUUGAUUACAACUG